GUCAUUGCUCAGCGUCGACACAUCACUGCCCGUCCUGGCCCUCCUUCGAUGUCUUCUCCCUAACUACUGGCAAGGGAGCCUCUCCCUAACCAAUGAGUCCCAUCAAUGACUCCUCUCUGUCGGCUGAGGCCGGUGUGCUUCUCCUCUCUUAGACCGCAGCCUCGUACCGUCCAGCGUCCCUCUCUACAGCGCACCUUUUGUGCUUCACGCCGGAAUCAUGCAGUCACAGAACUCCUUCAGGCUUCACAUUGGGUCUUUCAAGAAGUACACUCGGUCUCAGGUCUGUCAUGGGCAUUCUCGAUUCCCCUGACUGCUGCCCUCGCCAGAUUCGCUUGGUUUCCCAUCCAAUGCAAGAUCGAUCAGAACGCCAAUCGCCGCGCGGCUCUGUCAAAUAUUCUCCAAACCUGGCGUCACAUCUACCGACGCCAGGCAUUAGCAAGAUUUCCCCCCACAAGCCCAGCCGCGGCGGAAGAAGCUGAGAAAUGGGUCCAGUCUCAACUCAAGAUUCGGCAGGCUCUACUACAAAAGGACAACAAAGUACUUCCUUCGGGUGUCCCCUUCCUCCUCAUUGUGUCCUUCUUGCCAGUAUGGAUCCUCAAUGCAGAUGUCAUACGGCGUAUGACUGGAGACGAAAGAACCAUUACGAACUGGCUCGGGCUUACCAAGGGAACAGUCAACGCCGAGAUCGUCCCUCAAGAGCCUGGGUUUGUCGAUCAAGGGCUCCCUUGGGUGACAGACCUGGUCUCAAUGGAUCCAUACUAUAUAUUACCCCUUGCAUUUGGCGCUAUAUCUCUGGCAAACGCUUACGGAGCUACCAAAGCUCUUCUCAACCCCAAAAUGAAAGCCAGAAUCUUCGAAACAGUGGAAAGAUCCACUCCGACUGCGAUGCACAAGUAUCUCAACACUCGAUACCUUCUACUGAACCUUGCCCAAGCCAUGGCUUUUGCCGCAGGUGCUUUUCCACUCUACCUGGCAUAUAUCGGUCCUUCAUCUGCACUCAUGUUGUAUCUGAUAGGUUCUGCUUCUGCGCAACUGGUGCUUCGGCCGCUGGGCAAGCUGGCAGUACGAGGGUCCAAGCCUUUCACGGUGAUGCCCAUGGUCCAGAAAGCUCCUCAGCUCAACCCUAACCAUCAUGUGCCAGUGCGAACGCUGAGGCCUGCACAGCCUUCGACCGCAGUUCCACAAAAGGGACCACAAGCUCCACGAAGCCGUCCUCCUUCUCGCACCUGAGUCCAGUUCGCCUCUGGGUCUACUCGAGUCCUUGCCAUGGUCACGGAGAACUCUUCCGAAUCCAUGCGGAUUUUCUUUUGAUUCCGCGACGUGGUGAGCCAGCCUCAUGGCUUGUGGGCUUCUAAGGAGCUGUGCAUUGCGCGCAGUACAUCUCAUCUGCACCGUCAGUACUCGGAUUGAGCGGGAUCAGAAAUCCUUUUCCGACUUUCUAUGCACGGCAUACAAUACGUUCCGUCGAUGCCUCUGGAAUGUGUCUGAUCGCAUCUACAUCGCCAUUUCGACCUCGCGACAUAAAUCUCGACGGACAGAGUGCGAAAUACCACAGUUGUGCAACCUUCAGUGGCUAGCUGUAUUGAUGGUUGGCUCGGUUCCACCGGUGCGGAUUGUAGACUGUAAAUAUAUAAAUACACAAAGAUGAAGAAAAGAGUCUGGUCUGACAUGACGCCUCCAACUUGACCCUUGGUCUAUACCAAACUUAUGCCCCCUGCCUCCUUU
This is a messenger RNA of Exophiala mesophila, 1725 nucleotides long. RefSeq lists its product as uncharacterized. Gene Ontology annotation, molecular function: membrane insertase activity. The transcript has a single exon. Gene Ontology annotation, biological process: protein insertion into mitochondrial inner membrane from matrix; mitochondrial respiratory chain complex IV assembly. Bases 106 to 1230 code for a protein of 374 amino acids. Gene Ontology annotation, cellular component: mitochondrial inner membrane. Lineage: Eukaryota; Fungi; Ascomycota; Eurotiomycetes; Chaetothyriales; Herpotrichiellaceae. The record is from RefSeq and is a predicted model, not a curated record.